AUGAAAUUAAAUCAUAUAUCACUUUUUAUAACCCUAUCGAUUAUUUUAUUGGUAUUAUUACCAGUAAAAUCAUCAAUCAUUUUUGAAGAAAAUCAAAAUUCAACUGAACAACAACCCAGAGUGUUCGGUUUAGAUUGUUAUGAUGAUAAUACUAUAGUCGUUCGAAUAGUUCGUAAAGAUCCUUCCAAAUUUCAGUGUCUUAAGGAUUAUUUAUCUAUUCGUACAAUUUAUCCCAAUGGAACUGUUAAAGAAUUUGAUCUUUCAUCAGAUACAUUAAAUAUACAACCUUUUAAUUUUUGUAUUCUUCCAAAAUAUCCAAAAGCAAAUCCUCUUAGAUUUUAUCCAGUAAGAAAAAAUUUUUUGUUAAUAACUUACGCGGAAGCUGAUGAUAUAAACAAUUUUUACACUUAUAAUGAUUGGGGAGUGGUUAUCGACUUAGAUGGAGGAAUUCACAGUAAAAUUAAGCUGGGACCAUCGUACGUUAAUAUCACUACUAAAGAUUGGAAGCCAGGUCAAGAUUCCAUCACGCUAAAUGUUCAUCGUGAUAAUGGAUUUCUCCGAACCGCUCCUUUAACAAAUUCUACUGGUUAUUCCUUACAGCAAUUUAUAAUGUAA
Messenger RNA from Rhizophagus irregularis DAOM 181602=DAOM 197198, 615 nucleotides. NCBI's taxonomy places the organism in Eukaryota, Fungi, Glomeromycota, Glomeromycetes, Glomerales, Glomeraceae. The record is from RefSeq and is a predicted model, not a curated record.